CCGCCUCGCCGUGUGUUUACGUGGAGACGAAGAUGGCGGCGACGGUGACGGCGUUGCCCGUGCGGCUGAGCACGGCCAGCCAGUGAACUCGUAGACUGGUUCCACUUUGGGCGGAGGGAGCGCCAGGCCCGGCCCUACUCCCUGGGACCGCGGAGGUUGCGGUCCCACCUCUGUCGGAAUCGACCUUUCCUUUUUACCCCCGACCUUCCCUGUGUUCCCCCAGCCUUUUCUGCAGAGGCCAUGGAGGACGAAGAGAGACAGAAGAAACUGGAAGCCGGCAAAGCUAAGCUUGCCCAGUUUCGACAAAGGAAAGCUCAGUCUGAUGGACAGAAUCCUUCUAAGAAGCAGAAAAAAAAGAAGAAAACUUCAAGCAGUAAACAAGAUGUGUCAGCAUACCAUGCUUUGAAUCUUGAGCACUCACGGAGUGAUGAAAUGUACAUAAAUAGUUCUCAGAGAGUAGGAACAGCUGUGACUCCUGAAUCCACAAUAAUCAAACGUGACGAGAUCUUUGUUGAACCAGAAAGUGAAAUUUCAACUACAGCAGAUGAUUAUAGUUCAGAGGUAAAUGGUUGCAGUUUUGUGGUGAGAACAGGAAAGCCCACAAAUUUAUUAAGGGAAGAAGAAUUUGGUGCUGAUGAUUCUUAUUCUGAACAUGGAGCACAGUACAGUCAGACCCACCUAGAGAUGAUGGAAAAUGAAUUGGCUGGCAAACAACAUGAGAUUGAAGAGCUGAACAGAGAACUAGAAGAAAUGAGAGCCACCUAUGGGACUGAAGGGUUACAGCAGUUACAAGAAUUUGAAGCUGCCAUUAAACAAAGAGAUGGCAUCAUAACCCAGCUUACUGCUAAUUUACAACAAGCAAGAAGAGAAAAGGAUGAGACAAUGAGAGAAUUUUUAGAGUUGACAGAACAAAGUCAGAAAUUACAGAUUCAGUUCCAGCAUUUACAGGCUAGUGAAACUCUGAGAAACAGCACUCAUAGUAGCACAGCUGCAGAUUUGUUACAAGCCAAACAACAGAUCCUCACUCAUCAGCAACAGCUGGAAGAACAAGACCAUUUAUUAGAAGAUUAUCAAAAAAAGAAAGAAGACUUCAAGAUGCAAAUUAGUUUCUUACAAGAGAAAAUUAGAACAUAUGAAAUGGAACAAGAUAAAAAAGUAGAAAGCUCAAUUAAAGAAAUACAGGAAAAAGAUGCAAUCAUUGAAGAACUAAAAACAAAAAUAAUAGAAGAAGAAAAAAAAACUCUAGAGCUAAUGGAUAAAGUCACAGUUACUGAUAAAUUACUGGAAGAAUUACAAGAACAGGUUGUAGGAAAGAACCAAGAGAUUAAAAAUAUGAAAUUAGAGCUGACUCAUUCCAAGCAAAAAGAAAGACAGUGUUCUGAGGAAAUAAAACAGUUAAUGGGGACAGUUGAAGAACUUCAAAAGAAAAAUCAUAAAGAUAGCCAAUUUGAAACUGAUAUUCUGCAAAGAAUGGAACAAGAAACACAAAGAAAGUUAGAACAGCUCCGGGCAGAGCUGGAUGAGAUGUAUGGGCAGCAGAUAGUACAGAUGAAACAGGAGUUAAUAAAACAACACAUGUCACAGAUAGAUGAACUUAAAAUACGGCAUAAAGAAGAAAUGGAGAAUGCUUUAAGAUCAUAUCCAAGUGUUACUGUUAAUGAAGAUCAAAUAAAAGUAAUGAAUAUGGCAAUAAAUGAACUGAAUAUAAAAUUGCAAGAUAGUAAUUCUCAAAAGGAAAAACUCAAGGAAGAACUAGGAGUAAUUUCAGGAGAAAAGUCUACUCUACAGAGGCAGCUUGAAGACCUUUUUGAAGAAUUGAGCUUUUCAAGGGAACAAAUUCAGAGAGCUAGACAAACAAUAGCUGAACAAGAAAGUAAACUCAAUGAAGCACAUAAGUCCCUUGGUACAGUGGAAGAUUUGAAAGCUGAGAUUGUUUCUGCAUCUGAGUCCAGAAAAGAACUAGAAUUAAAACAUGAAGCAGAAGUUACAAAUUACAAGAUAAAACUGGAAAUGUUAGAGAGAGAAAAGAAUGCUGUAUUAGACAGAAUGGCUGAAUCACAAGAAGCUGAAUUAGAGAGGCUGAGGACACAGCUUCUGUUUAGUCAUGAAGAAGAACUUUCCAAACUGAAAGAAGAUUUAGAAAUUGAACAUCGAAUAAACAUUGAGAAACUUAAAGAUAACUUAGGCAUUCACUAUAAACAGCAGAUAGAUGGCUUACAGAGUGAAAUGAGUCAAAAGAUAGAAACCAUGCAGUUUGAAAAAGAUAGUUUGAUAACUAAGCAGAAUCAACUAAUUUUGGAAAUUUCAAAGCUAAAAGAUUUACAGCAGUCCCUUGUGAAUUCAAAAUCAGAAGAAAUGACUCUUCAAAUCAAUGAACUUCAAAAAGAAAUUGAAAUACUCAGGCAAGAAGAAAAGGAAAAGGGUACUCUUGAACAAGAAGUUCAAGAAUUACAACUUAAAACUGAAUUGUUAGAGAAACAAAUGAAGGAAAAAGAGGAUGACCUUCAAGAAAAAUUCACACAUCUUGAAGCAGAGAAUAGCAUUCUUAAAGAUGAAAAGAAAGCCCUUGAAGACAUGUUGAAAAUGUGUACUCCUGUUAACCAAGAAGAAAGAUUACUUUUCACAGACUCCAUUAAGUCCAGAUCCCAAGACUGUAACUGGCAAAAAGAAAUAGAAGUACUUACAGAGGAAAAUGAGGACCUCAAAAAACAAUGUAUUCAGCUAACUGAAGAGAUUGAAAGGCAAAGGAACACUUUUUCAUUUGCUGAAAAAAAUUUUGAAGUUAACUAUCAAGAGUUACAGGAGGACUAUGCUUGCCUUCUCAAGGUGAAAACUGAUUUAGAAGACAGCAAAAACAAACAAGAAGCAGAGUAUAAAAGUAAGCUUAAAACACUUAGUGAAGAGCUUCAUCAUUUGCAAAGAAUAAAUCCAACUGUGGUAAAAAUGAAAAGUUCAGUCUUUGAUGAUGACAAAACUUUUAUAGGAGAACCCUUGGAAAUUGGUGAGGUUGUUGAGAAAGAUACAACAGAACUUAUGGAAAAACUUGAGGUGACCAAGCGAGAAAAAUUAGAACUGUCAGAGAAGCUGUCUGAUCUUUCUGAACAAUUAAAACAGAAACAUGGUGAGAUUAGUUUUCUGAGUGAAGAAGUGAAGUCUUUAAAGCAAGAGAAAGAGCAAGUUUUAUUGAGAUGUAGAGAGCUAGAAAUCAUCAUUAAUCAUAAUAGGAAAGAAAAUGUAAAUGCAUGUGAUGUUCCAUUAGACUCUUUAAAAGAUGGAUUUGUGACAAGGACAAGCAAAGAUUCUGGAGAGUCAGUUUCUAAAAUAAAUAAAGAUUUUGGUGAAGAAUCAAAAAUAAUGGAGGAAAAUAAAAUUCCUUUGGAAAAUAGGACUGUUGGAAAAGAAGGCAAGCAAGAACAGUUGUUUUUGGGUCACUUGCCAUUAGUGACAAGUGGAUCAUCACUUAGGACGACUGAACCAAGUAGAAAUGAUAAACUUCAGUGGGAACUUAGUGUACUUAAAUCAGAGAAGAAUGAUUUAAGGCUACAGAUGGAAGCUCAGCGUAUAUGCCUCUCUCUGGUUUAUUCAACUCAUGUGGAUCAGGUUCGUGAAUAUAUGGAAAAUGAAAAAGAUAAAGCUCUUUGUAGUCUUAAGGAGGAACUUAUUUCUGCCCAAGAGGAAAAGAUAAAGGAACUUCAGGAAAUACACCAGCAAGAGCUACAGAAUAUAAAAACACAAGAAACAGGUGAUGAAGUGAAGCCUUUACAAAUGCUUAUUGGAAAACUACGCAGGGCAGUGUCUGAAGAAUGUUUUUAUUUUACACAGACUUUUUGCAAUGUCCUUGGUGAACAUCAUACUCCUGCUAUAAAAUAUGGCAUAAAUAUAGAAGAGAAAGAGAGUUCUGGUGUGCAUACUUCUGAAAAUCAAGAACAAGAAUUGCAAGAUUAUAGAUAUGAAGUUCAAGACUUUCAAGAAAAUAUGCAAACUCUUCUCACCAAAGUAACAGAAGAAUACAACAAACUCUUGGUACUUCAAACACGAUUAAGUAAGAUACAUGGACAGGAGACAGAUGAUGUGAAGCUUGAGGUUGCAGAAGGAGAUCUACCAAAAGAGGAAACAGAAUUUUUAUCAGCCUCUCAGAUGACCAAUUUGCAUGACAUUGAUGUCAGUCAUAAAAGCAAGUUAUCUGCUCUGCAAGAUUCUGAAAAAAUUAGACGACUGGAAGGACAAGUUCAAGAAUUAGAAAACUUCAUCUCCUCUUUGCAGCAACAAUUGAAAGAAACUGAAGAAAACCAUGGGGCAGAGAUCCAUUGUUUGCAGGAAAGGCUUCAAGCUGUCAGUGAGUCUACAGUUCAGCCAAGUUUCUCCAGUGAUUCAAUGGUAAUUACUGAAUCUGAUGUCCAGAAAACAGUAUACCCUGGAAGUUGUCUUAACCAGAACAUUGAUGGUACAAUAGAGUUUUCUGAUGAAUUUGGAGUGAAAAAGGAAACAAAUAUGGUUACAUUGCUGGAAAAACAGUACCAAGAACGAUUAGAAGAAGAAGUAGCUAAGGUCAUUGUGUCAAUGAGUAUAGCAUUUGCUCAACAAACUGAACUGUCUAGAAUAUCUGGGGAAAAAGAGGAUACUACAUCAUCAAAACAAGCACAUGCUUUCUAUCAGCAAGAAGGUUAUUUAAAUGAAACGAAAUCAUCACAGGGUCAAGCUUUUGAAGAAAUGGACAUGAAAUUUAAAGAAGAAUUUAAACCACUUAGUAAGGAGUUAGGAGAAAAUGGAAAGGAAGUUCUGUUAUCAACCGAUGGUAAUCUUGAUGAUACACUACAAUUGGAAGACCAUGAACUGACUAUUUCAGAAGAAAUGUUCUCCAAAGAUAAAACAUUUAUAGUCAGAGAAUCUAUUCAUGAUGAAAUUUUGGUAUCAAGUAUGGAUGCUUCUAGACAACUAAUGUUAAAUGAAGAACAGUUGGAAGAUAUGAGGCAGGAACUUGUGCGACAAUACCAAGAACAUCAACAGGCGACAGAACUGUUACGGCAGGCACACAUGCGCCAGAUGGAGAGACAGCGAGAAGACCAGGAACAGCUACAAGAAGAGAUUAAGAGACUGAAUAGACAAUUAGCCCAGAGAUCCUCAAUAGAUAAUGAAAACCUGGUUUCAGAGAGAGAAAGGGUGCUUUUAGAGGAGCUGGAAGCACUAAAGCAGCUGUCUCUAGCGGGAAGAGAGAAGCUGUGUUGUGAGCUGCGCAACAGCAGUACGCAAACACAGAACGGAAAUGAAAACCAGGAGGAAGUUGAGGAACAGGCAUUUAAAGAAAAGGAGUUAGACAGAAAACCUGAAGAUGUGCUUCCUGAUAUUCUGACCAAUGAAAGGUUUGCACUCCAGAAAGCUAAUAAUAGACUUCUCAAGAUCCUCUUAGAAGUUGUAAAGACAACAGCAGCUGUUGAAGAAACAAUUGGUCGCCAUGUUCUUGGUAUUCUAGAUAGAUCUAGUAAGGUCCAGUCAUCUGCCAGCUUGAUUUGGAGGUCGGAAGGAGAAGCACCUAUAAAGUCAUGUAUCCAUGAGGAACACACAGGAGUUACAGAUGAAUCUAUACCCUCUUAUUCUGGAGGUGAUGUGCCAAGAAAUGACAGUAGUAUAUGGUCAAAAGUAACUGAAGAGGGGACAGAUCUCUCAGAACAACUCAUGAGGAGUGGUUUUGCUGGAACUGAAAUAGACCCUGAAAAUGAAGAACUUAUGCUCAGUAUUAGCGGUCGACUACAAGCAGCAGUUGAGAAACUCCUGGAAGCUAUAAGUGAAACGAGUAGUCAGCUUGAACAUGCGAAAGUUACACAGACAGAGUUGAUGCGGGAGUCAUUUCGACAGAAACAAGAAGUGACAGAGUCCCUUAAGUGCCAAGAAGAAUUGCGAGAGCGCCUUCAUGAGGAGUCCAGGGCUAGAGAACAGCUGGCUGUGGAGCUCAGUAAGGCUGAGGGUGUCAUUGAUGGCUAUGCAGAUGAAAAAACUCUUUAUGAAAGGCAAAUUCAAGAAAAAACUGAUAUAAUAGAUCGUCUUGAACAGGAAUUGUUAUGUGCAGGUAAUAGAUUGCAAGAAUUGGAAGCAGAACAACAGCAGAUCCAAGAAGAAAGAGAAUUACUGUCCAGACAAAAAGAGGCUAUGAAAGCUGAGGCAGGCCCAGUUGAACAGCAAUUACUACAGGAGACAGAAAAAUUAAUGAAGGAAAAACUAGAAGUACAGUGCCAAGCUGAAAAAGUACGUGACGACCUUCAAAAACAAGUGAAAGCUCUCGAAAUAGAUGUUGAGGAACAAGUCAGUAGGUUUAUAGAGCUGGAACAAGAAAAGAAUGCUGAGCUAAUGGAUUUAAGACAGCAAAACCAAGCACUGGAAAAGCAGUUAGAAAAAACAAGAAAAUUUUUAGAUGAGCAAGCCAUUGAUAGAGAACACGAAAGAGAUGUAUUCCAACAGGAAAUACAGAAACUAGAACAGCAACUUAAGGUCGUACCUCGAUUCCAGCCUAUCAAUGAACAUCAAACUAGAGAGGUUGAACAGUUAACAAAUCAUCUGAAAGAAAAAACAGACAAGUGCAGUGAGCUUUUGCUCUCUAAAGAGCAGCUUCAGAGGGAUGUACAAGAACGGAAUGAAGAAAUUGAGAAACUGGAGUUCCGAGUAAGGGAACUGGAGCAAGCCUUACUCGUUAGUACAGACACUUUCCAAAAGGUAGAGGACCAAAAGCAGUCUGGAGCUCUAGAAGCUAAAACAGAAUUGUCGCUAGAAGUACAGUUGCAGGCUGAGCGAGAUGCUAUAGACCGAAAGGAAAAAGAGAUUACAAACUUAGAAGAACAAUUAGAGCAGUUUAGAGAAGAACUGGAAAAUAAGAAUGAAGAAGUUCAGCAACUACAUAUGCAAUUAGAAAUACAGAAAAAGGAAUCUACUACCCGCCUCCAAGAACUUGAACAAGAAAACAAACUAUUUAAGGAUGAAAUGGAGAAACUGGGAUUUGCCAUGAAGGAAUCUGAUGCUAUCUCUACUCAGGACCAACAUGUGUUGCUUGGAAAAUUGGCUCAAAUAAUGCAGGAAAAAGAAAUAGAAAUUGAGCAAUUAAAUGAGCAAAUUACAAAACUUCAGCAUCAACUUAAAAUUACAACUGAUAAUAAGGUUAUUGAAGAAAAAAAUGAACUGAUAAGGGAUCUUGAAACCCAAAUAGAAUGUUUGAUGAGUGACCAAGAACGUGUGAAGAAAAAUAGAGAAGAAGAAAUUGAGCAGCUCAAUGAAGUGAUUGAAAAACUUCAACAGGAAUUGGCAUUAAUUGAACAGAAGACAUCAGUGGAUGCUACUUCUUUUCCAGAAGAAGCAGACAGUUUAAAACAUCAAUUGGAUAUGGUAAUAGCUGAAAAACUGGCUUUGGAACAGCAAGUAGAAACCACUAAUGAAGAAAUGGCCUUUACGAAAAAUGUACUUGAAGAAACUAAUUUAAAAAUGAAUCAGCUAACUCAAGAAUUAUGCAGCUUAAAGAGAGAACGUGAAAAUAUGGAAGAAAUCCAAAGUGUACCAGAGAAAAGCAUUAACAUGGCCAUAGAUGAUCUGAGCAAAACCAAACCUGAACUGGAAGUAGUCCUUCCUGAGAAUGCUCUUAAACCCCUAGAAAAUCAGACUGACUUCACAUCUUUUGAAGAAAACAGCAAAGGUUCCAUUAGCAGUUUGGAAUCAAAGGUGCUACAACUUGAGGGCACUGUGAGUGCAAAGGACUUAGAACUCACCCAGUGUUAUAAACAAAUAAAGGACAUGCAAGAGCAAGGCCAGUCUGAAACAGAGAUGCUGAAAAGGAAGAUUGUAAACCUACAGAAUGUGCUUGAAGAAAAAGUUGCUGCUGCUCUUGUGAGUCAAGUCCAACUUGAAGCAGUUAAGGAAUAUGCAAAAUUCUGUCAAGAUAAACAACCAGUUUCAUCAGAACUUGAAAGAACACAUGCACAGAAUUUAAAUCAAGUUACAGAUAAUGAGAUGGAGUCAAAUGUAUUAGCAUUAACCUUGAGAAUAUCAGAAUUAGAAAGCCAGGUGGUUGAAAUGCAGACUAGUUUGAUUUUAGAAAAAAAACAGGUAGAAAUUGUAGAGAAAAAUGCUUUGGAAAAAGAAAAGAGGCUACUAGAACUACAGAAGUUAUUGGAGGAGGAGAAAAAACAGGGAGGUAAAGAAAGGAAAAGAAGCCCUGAAGGAAACUUUGAAGUUCUCAAGACAACUACUGAGCUAAUUCAUACCAGUGAAGAAAGUGGAUUUUUUGGUCAACUUGAGGCUCUUAGAGCUGAAUCAUCAGCAACUAAAGAAGAACUUGCCAAUUAUAAAGAGAAAGCAGAAAAGCUUCAAGAAGAGCUUUUGAUAAAAGAAACAAGUAUGGCAUCUCUCCAGAAAGAUUUAAGCCAAGUCAGGAAUCAGCUCAUAGAAGCAGAAGAGAAAUUAUCCUACUUGUUAGAAAAAGAAGAUAAAACUGAGUUACAGGAAAACAGAAAAGUCUGCAUAUUAGAGGCACUUCCUAAUAAAGUGGGUAAAAGUUUGGCAUCCCAGACAGAGGGGACUCUCAAGGUCAAUAGCAGCAGUCAGACUCCACAAAUUCUUGUCAGAAAUGCAGGAAUCCAAGUUGAUUUACAGAGUGAAUGUUCAUCAGAAGAAGUCACUGAAAUAAUCAAUCAGUUUACUGAAAAAAUUGAGCAGAUGCAAGAAUUACAUGCUGCUGAAAUUUUGGAUAUGGAAUCCAGACAUAUUUCAGAAACUGAAACCUUAAAGAGGGAGCACUAUGUUGCAGUUCAGUUACUGACAGAAGAAUGUGGUACCUUGAAGGCAGUGAUACAGUGUCUGAAAUCGAAGGAGGGAUCCUCACUUCCCGAAUUAACACAUUCUGAUGCUUACCAAACUAGAGAAAUAUGUUCCAGUGAUUCUGGAUCAGACUGGGGUCAAGGAAUUUAUCUUACACAAAGUCAGGGAUUUGACACAGCAUCAGAAGACAGAGGAGAUGAAGGCGAAAGUUCAACAGAUUCAUUUCCAAAAAAAUUAAAGGGAUUACUAAGAGCUGUCCAUAACGAAGGCAUGCAGGUGCUCUCCCUCACCGAGUCUCCCUACAGUGAUGGAGAGGACCAUUCUGUUCAGCAAGUUUCAGAAUCUUGGCUAGAAGAAAGAAGAGCUUACCUCAGUACAGUCUCAGCUCUUAAGGACUUAAUUACCAAAAUACAAGUGCAAAGAGAUGCCGAGGUUUACAAUGGUUCCCAAUCUCAUGAGAGUUUCUCAGACUGGCGAGGUGAACUUCUGCUUGCUCUUCAGCAAGUUUUCUUAAAGGAGCGCAGUGUUUUACUAGCUGCAUUUCAGACUGAGCUGACAGCUCUAGGUACUAGAGAUGCAGUUGGAUUAUUGAACUGUUUGGAACAGAGAAUACAAGAACAGAAUGUUGAAUAUCAAGCAGCUAUGGAAUGCCUCCAGAAAGCAGAUAGAAGGAGUUUGUUAUCUGAAAUUCAAGCACUGCAUGCUCAACUGAAUGGUCUGAAAAUGACUCUGAAAAGAGAACAAGAAAGCGAUCAACCAAGCCAAGAACUCUUGGAGUAUAAUAUGCAGCAGAAGCAGUCCCAAAUGCUAGAGAUGCAAGUGGAGCUCAGCAGCAUGAAGGACAGAGCAACAGACCUGCAGGAACAGCUGAGUUCUGAGAAGAUGGUGGUUGCCGAACUGAAGAGUGAACUUGCACAAACUAAGUUGGAACUAGAAACAACGCUCAAGGCACAACAUAAGCACCUAAAGGAGUUAGAGGCUUUCAGGUUGGAAGUUAAAGAUAAAACAGAUGAAGUACAUUUGCUUAAUGACACAUUAGCAAGUGAACAGAAAAAAUCCAGAGAGCUCCAGUGGGCUUUGGAGAAAGAGAAAGCCAAACUAGGACGCAAUGAAGAGCGGGAUAAAGAAGAACUUGAGGAUUUGAAAUUUUCGCUUGAGGGUCAGAAACAAAGGAAUAUUCAGCUAAAUCUACUGUUGGAACAACAGAAACAACUACUAAACGAAUCACAGGAGAAAAUAGAAUCACAAAGAGUGCUACAUGAUGCCCAGUUAUCAGAAGAACGAGGUCGAAACUUAGAGCUGCAAGUACUUCUUGAAUCCGAGAAGGUUCGAAUACGGGAAAUGAGCAACACCCUGGACAGGGAGCGGGAAUUGCAUGCUCAGCUGCAGAGCGGGGGCGAUGGUGGGCAGCCUGGGCCCUCGCUGCCCUCUGAGGACCUCCUUAGAGAGCUACAGAAACAGCUGGAGGAGAAACACAGUCGCAUUGUAGAAUUGUUAAAUGAGACCGAGAAAUAUAAACUGGAUUCUCUGCAAACAAGACAGCAAAUGGAAAAGGAUAGGCAGGUUCACAGGAAGACGUUGCAGACAGAACAAGAGGCCAACACUGAGGGGCAGAAGAAGAUGCAUGAGCUCCAGUCCAAAGUGGAAGAUCUUCAGCGCCAGCUGGAAGAGAAAAGGCAACAAGUUUAUAAGUUAGACCUUGAAGGAAAGCGACUGCAGGGCAUUAUGCAGGAAUUCCAGAAGCAAGAACUAGAACGAGAAGAGAAACGAGAAAGUAGAAGAAUUCUCUAUCAGAAUCUCAAUGAGCCAACCACAUGGAGUUUAACCAGUGAUCGAACUAGAAAUUGGGUUCUUCAACAGAAAAUAGAAGGAGAGACAAAGGAAUCAGGCUAUCCUAAACUGAUUGAAAUGAAUGAAGGAGGAGCUGGCUGUAAUCAUGAAUUAGAAAUGAUCAGACAAAAGCUUCAACGUGUGGCUUCAAAGCUGCAUCAUCUGGCCCAGAAAGCCUCCAAUAGACUACAGUUUGAAACAGCAGAUGAUGAAGAUUUCAUUUGGGUUCAGGAAAAUAUUGAUGGAAUUAUUUUACAACUACAGAAGUUAACUGGCCAGCCAGGGCAAGAGCCUAGCUUAGUGUCCCCAGGUACUUCUUGUGGCUCAUUGACUGAAAGACUACUGAGGCAAAAUGCUGAGCUAACAGGACAUAUCAGCCAACUGACAGAAGAAAAGAAUGAUUUAAGAAACACAGUUAUGAAGCUAGAAGAACAGAUCAGAUGGUAUCGACAGACAGGAGCUGGCAGAGAUUAUUCUUCUAGGUUUUCAUUGAGUGGUAGUGCCAACAUUGAAGCAAUCAUUGCUUCCGAAAAAGAAGUCUGGAACAGAGAAAAGUUGACUCUGCAAAAAUCCUUGAAAAGAGCAGAAGCCGAAGUGUACAAACUGAAGGCUGAACUAAGAAAUGAAGCUUUACUUCAGAAUCUGAGCUCUGAUUCUGAGCAUGCCACUAUAAAGAGAAUUUACGGUAAAUAUCUGAGGGCAGAAAGUUUUCGGAAAGCUCUCAUUUAUCAGAAGAAAUACCUGCUGCUGUUACUGGGUGGGUUCCAGGAGUGUGAAGAUGCCACACUGGCUCUGCUCGCCCGGAUGGGGGGGCAGCCAACCUUCACAGACCUAGAGGUGAUCACCCACCGUCCAAAGGGAUUCACCAGGUUUCGGUCAGCUGUCAGAGUGUCCAUGGCAAUUUCAAGAAUGAAAUUUUUGGUUCGACGUUGGCAACGAGUCACAAGUUCUGGUUCCAUCAAUAUUAACAGGGAUGGCUUCGGACUGAAUCCAGGUACUGAAAAGACUGACCCAUUUUAUCAUUCUUCUGGGGGGCUGGAGCUAUACGGAGAACCGAGACACAUGGCAUAUCGCUCAAGAUCAGAGCUGGACUAUCCUAGGUCUCCUUUACAUUUUCAAAAUAGGUACCCGGGCCCUCCAGCUGAUUUAAAUCCUGGUUCCUUAGCGUGUUCCCAGCUUCAGAAUUACGACCCUGACAGAGCUUUGACAGAUUAUAUCACUCGGCUAGAGGCACUGCAAAGACGACUUGGAACUGUACAGUCAGGUUCAACCCAGUUUCAUGCUGGCAUGAGAAGAUAA
Puma concolor (puma) is the source of this 11922-nucleotide messenger RNA. It is a transcript of the gene AKAP9, whose product is annotated as A-kinase anchoring protein 9. Gene Ontology annotation, biological process: positive regulation of peptidyl-serine phosphorylation; regulation of Golgi organization; maintenance of centrosome location. Gene Ontology annotation, molecular function: potassium channel regulator activity; molecular adaptor activity; protein kinase A regulatory subunit binding. The record is from RefSeq and is a predicted model, not a curated record. Gene Ontology annotation, cellular component: centrosome; Golgi stack; synaptic membrane. Lineage: Eukaryota; Metazoa; Chordata; Mammalia; Carnivora; Felidae.